UGACUGUCUCCUCCAGACAUCGCCAUACUGCCUUAACAGACGCACCUUCCUAACCGCUGCGAUCAUCUCGAUAAACUAAUACUACUCACCAACACCCGAUACGCAUCCAUCGUCUCGUAAUACAUAUUGCCGAAUACUCCGCCCACCCAGAAAUCAAGUCCCAAGAAGCAUUCAUUCAUUCACCCAACAUGUCUAAUCGAGCCCUUGCCCGAGACAUGCAAGUUGAGUUUCAGGCUAGGUUCCAAGCCAAGCAGGCCCGACGCGAAGCACAAAAGGCUGCCAAACAGGACCCAAUACUGAAGAAGCAGAUUCAGGAUCUGCUCAAAAAGGGUGAAACAGCAAAGGCAUACCAGAAGGCCAAGAUGCUCCUAUCUAAGCAGGCUUUGGCUCAGCAGAUGGACCAGAUGGCGGAUAUGGCCGAGCUCUCUGCCGCCCAGAUCCAAGCCAAUAACUCAAUGAAUCGCAUGACGCACAUGAUGGGCCAGUCAUCACGUACCAUGUCUAUGGCGCAGAAGAAUAUGAACCCCGAAAAGACCCUCGUCACCCUUGAGCAAUUCAAGCAACAGAACGAAGAGUACGCCGUGUCCAACGGAAUUUACCAAGACGCCAUUUCGCAAUCUACAAGUGCGCAAGUCUCUGAGGACGCCGUCCACGAGCUCCUGGGCAAGUUGGCCGACGAUGCUGGUGUGCAGCUCAAUGCGGAGCUCAACAGUGCGACGCCAGCCAAGGAGGAGCUCGUCUCCAACGAACCCACCGCCGAGGAGGAAGACGCCUUGCAGCAGAGACUACGUGCUUUGAGGGCGUAAAACAGGGAGAGGCAAUGUCGGGUUUGAGGAAGCUGGAAGGACAUCACUCAUUUUGACGUUGGGGAUCAGGCGUUUUCUGGUCGUAGGCAUAUCAACGAUAUGCAUUUCUUUUGGC
This is a messenger RNA of Colletotrichum destructivum, 921 nucleotides long. Its product is annotated as Putative Snf7 family protein. NCBI's taxonomy places the organism in Eukaryota, Fungi, Ascomycota, Sordariomycetes, Glomerellales, Glomerellaceae. Gene Ontology annotation, biological process: late endosome to vacuole transport; protein transport; endosome transport via multivesicular body sorting pathway. Gene Ontology annotation, cellular component: multivesicular body; ESCRT III complex. The record is from RefSeq and is a predicted model, not a curated record. The transcript has 4 exons. Bases 189 to 806 code for a protein of 205 amino acids.